Messenger RNA from Aureobasidium namibiae CBS 147.97, 360 nucleotides. RefSeq lists its product as uncharacterized. The record is from RefSeq and is a predicted model, not a curated record. Lineage: Eukaryota; Fungi; Ascomycota; Dothideomycetes; Dothideales; Saccotheciaceae. The transcript has a single exon. Bases 1 to 360 code for a protein of 119 amino acids.
AUGUAUGCAGGGUCUGACACUUCGAGCACAUACGGCCACAGUCAGCUGAAAACUGGGCAUCCCGUCCGCUCUGCCAUACAUAAGCAGUUGAACGGCAGAUUAGUACUACGGUGGGUGACCACGUGGGAAUCCCUGCUGCUGUAUGUUUUAUGUUUUUUUGUUUUGUUGACCAUGUCCUGUCGUUAUCCUUCGAGCUACUCUCUGAGAGCAGAUGGAACAGCUCGUCAGUCACAUCUACAGUGUAUAUCUUUUGGUGCGGUGUUGAAGGACUCCGUCUCGGUCCCAAACGUUGUUGUAGAACACAAAUCCGUGGUGAUGCGCUUUUGCUCACUUACCAAACCUGUGGCUUGUGUACACUGA